Rhodotorula graminis WP1 is the source of this 2881-nucleotide messenger RNA. RefSeq lists its product as uncharacterized. The record is from RefSeq and is a predicted model, not a curated record. Bases 1 to 2718 code for a protein of 905 amino acids. The transcript has 4 exons. NCBI's taxonomy places the organism in Eukaryota, Fungi, Basidiomycota, Microbotryomycetes, Sporidiobolales, Sporidiobolaceae.
AUGGGGCUCGCCGACACGCUCGGCUUUGGCAAGACGGCCUCGUUCCAGGCGACCAUCACCGUACACGAGCUCCUCCAAGUGCCCCUCCUCAACGCCAAGUUCCGCAUCAAGUGGAAGUUCAAGGGCGCCACCCACGCCCUCGUCCACGCCGCCAGCGACGACGCCCUCGCCGGCUCCCACCACCCGCACCGCCACGGCUUUGCCGAGCGCUUCCUCCACCCGCGCACGGCCCUGUCGUCCUCGUCGUCCCACGCCACCCUCCCAACCACCCCUGUGCCCGCCGACCGCCCAGACCGCGACCGCACCCCGUCCGGCUCGCGCGCGCGCAGCAGGUCCCCCUACGCCGUCUACUCGUCCGAGGACGGCGACGACGUGCGCUCGCCGACCCAGUCGCCGCCCGUGUCGCCUGACGCGCGCCCGAACCGCGCCGGCACGUCGGCCUUUACCUUUCCCUCGACCUCGUCGAACGGCGGCGACACGCAGACGCUGUACGCGACGCCGUCGAACCGCACGGCCACGUACGACAGCGGGACGACGACCAACCUGUCGCCCGACGGCCUCGACGGCGGCGGCACCUCGUCGUCCAAGCGGCGCGGCGCGAGCGACCUGAGCGCGCUCGCGUCGUCGCAGAGCGGCUCGGGCCCCGGCGGCGGCGCGCACCCUGCCGCCGCGCACCGGCCCGAGCCCAAAGGCUCGACGACGUUCGUGCCGCUGCGCGCCCACACGGCCGUCUUUGCGCGCGAGAUCACGUGCCCGGUCCAGGUCACGCUCCGGCACGUGCCCGGCUCGAGCAAGUACCAGCUGCAGCCGUGCCCGGUUCGGCUCGCCGUCCACCAGGAGGUGCCCGGCGAGGACGGCAAGCGCGAGGAGGAGCACCUCGGCGAGGUCAUCCUCGACCUAAGCCAGUUUGCGGCUCACCCGCUCAAGGGCGGCGCGACCGCCGCCGAGGGCGUCAAGGACGACGUGCGCCCGAGGCGGUACCUCCUCCAGAACUGCAAGAGCAACGCUGUCCUACGCGUGUCGGUCAAGAUGCAGUGGAUCGACGGCGAGAAGCUCUUUGUCGCUCCCGCGUUCCGCACCGGUCAGCUGUCGACGGGCUCGGCGGCCGCAAAAGGGCUCGACAGCGGGCGCAACUCGCCCGCCAACCGUUCGUCCGCCUCGAUCACGCACAAGGGCAACGUCGCCUCGUCGACCCCGUCCCCGACUCGCCUGAGCGGCAGCAACUACGCCCGCAGCACGACGUCGACCGCGUCCGUCAAUCGCUCCAACUCGACCUCGUCGAUCGGGUCCCUCCCCGGCACGCCCUCGCCCCUCUCGGCCGCCUCGUCCAUCGCCGCCGCUCGCGACCGCACGCCUGGGCCUCGCCACCGCGACCACCAAGCGCAGGGCGCUGGCGCCCGAUCGCGCAAGCCCAAGAAGGUGUGGCACCCGAGCUCGACCCUGUCCGCCGCCGACACGGGCUUCAACUUUGGCGGCCCGCCGCCGCAGCUCUCGUCGACGCACAUCGGCGGCGGCAGUACGUCGUCAUUGGGCGGCGGCGGCGGCGACGGCGCAGGAGGCCGACGAGGUCGCAUGCCCGUCCGCUCGGCGACCGACAUCGUCGAGGACCUGUUCAACCGGCCGCUGCGCCGCACCGACACGGACGGGACCGUCACGCUCUCGGUCGUGUCGACGGCGGGCGGCGUCAGCACGCGCGACAUGCACGGCGGGGCCGGUGGCGGGCUCGGCGAGCCGAUCGAGCUGCGGCACGGCGGCGGCGGCGGGCUCAGCAGCGGGUGGAAGGCGCACAAGGCGCGCAGGUCGGCCGCCAAGUCGUCUGCUGCUGCUGCUGCUGCCGCUGCUGCCGACGCUCGGUCGUCCGGCGGCGAGGCGGCGCCGUCGUCGAGCAAGGCGUGGUCGAUCCGCCCUCGCACUCGCGACAAGCACCGCGACCGCGCUCCCGCCGCGCCCGACGCGGGCCUGCCCGGCUUUGAGCGCAACCAGACGUCGGCGACCGAGCGCGUCGGGCGCACGCCGCAGGAGGACGUGCCGCAGCCGACGCCGGCAACGUACGCCAAAACCGAGGCGCCCGUCGAGGUGCACCGACAGCGCGAGCGCGCCCGGUGGCUCAAGGACGUCACGCACGACGAGCAGGGUCGGCGAGCGCCUCAUCCGCACGCCCACGAGCAGGUCGACGUGCGCGUGCAGCCGCCGACGCCGCAGCUUUUGUCGUCGUCGCACGGCGCCGGCGGUCCGACGGUCGGCCGGCCCAAUCUUGGGCCCACGCGCACGCCGUCGUCGACGAGUGUCGCCUCGUCGGUCGCCUCGUCGUCGACCAAGGCGCUGUCCGUGCGGUGGGGCGACCGGCCGCCGUCGACGUCGAGCACGCCCGCUUCGGCCAUCUCGUCGUCGGCCAACUCGUCGUCCUCGACCGAGCUCGGCCCUCGCCAUGGCGGCGGCAGCAGUGUAGCCGCGGCGGGUGCAGGAGGAGAGCGUCGCCUCGUGCCGUUGCGGUCGCAGCGCUCGUACGACGCGCUCGGCAUCGCGAGGCCCGCCUCGAGCGCGAGCUUCAGCUCGCUCGUCACGCCGCCGUCGCCUGACCGACGCGACACGUCUCAGCGAGGGACGAGCGCGAGCGGGACGGCGCUGGGCCAGGAGCUCGGGCGAGCGCCGGCGAGGAGGGCUGGACCGGGCGAGCGAGCGCCAGGAGGAGCAGAGUGGGGGAGGAGCUGGGGCUAGGUGCCCCGAGCGCUGCGGCGUCGAGGAGGUCAGGUGGAGGACUCAGAGCAGCGCACGAGGCUUUCGCGCUCCCCUCGUUGUACAAGCGCACGAGCCCUCAUACUCGAGCUCUCAGUUUCUUGUAGCAUUCUCGAGUCCUGCAUCUCGCUCGUUGCCCAUCUCU